CUGCAACUUUAGUUCUUCCCCUUUUCUAGUCAUCAAGCAGUGGGAAUUGAUGAGGGUUGAAAUUGUAAUCAAACUCAAAGGUUUGUGCAAUUAUGUAAUUUCAUUAAAAAAUAAUUUACUUAAUUGCAAUUUUCCAAUAAAAGGGUAAGCAGGAGGUACAAUGAGAAGAGCCACUAGGUAAGACCUUUUAUGGGUUUCUCUGAUUUGAAAUAAGCACAAAGCUGAUUAAAAAAAAGAAAAGAAAGAAAAGGCACAAAUUUUGAUCUUCUGUGCGAAGGACGCCUAAACUUUCCUUAGUGCCUAACCACACCUCAUCUCCUCUCUCUCUCCCUUCUUGGUGAUAGCUCCGAGCUUUGAAAGAGAAAAAUAAAAGAGCAAAUCAGAAUUUCAGGCCCCCAACGUCCAUUGAGUUUGAAUGGAAGCAAUAAGAAAACAAGCUACAAAGCUUCGAGAACAGGUCGCCAGGCAACAACAGGCUGUUCUCAAACAGUUUGGGGCAAGCGGAUAUGGAGGUGCAGACGGUGUUAUUACUGAUGAGGCAGAACUUCAUCAACAUCAGAAACUUGAGAAGCUUUACAUAUCAACACGCGCUGGAAAGCAUUUCCAAAGGGAUAUUGUUCGUGGUGUUGAAGGCUACAUUGUCACAGGAGCCAAACAAGUUGAGAUAGGAACGAAGUUGUCAGAGGAUUGCAGGAAAUAUGGUGCUGAAAAUACAUGUACUAGUGGUAAUACAUUAUCAAAGGCUGCAUUAAAUUAUGAACGUGCUCGCGCUCAGAUGGAGAAGGAGCGUGGUAAUCUGCUGAAAGCUCUUGGUACACAGGUUGCAGAGCCAUUAAGAGCAAUGGUUAUGGGAACCCCAUUGGAAGAUGCUAGGCAUCUUGCCCAACGUUAUGACAGAAUGCGACAAGAAGCAGAAGCUCAGGCUAUUGAAGUUUCCAAACGCCAGGCAAAAGUGAGAGAAAUGCCAGGAAGUCCCGAGCUUGCUAUGAAAUUGGAAGCUGCAGAAUCAAAGCUGCAAGACCUGAAGUCGAACAUGGCAGUAUUAGGGAAGGAAGCAGCUGCAGCAAUGGCUGCUGUUGAAGCUCAACAACAGAGGUUGACGCUCCAACGACUUAUUGCUAUGGUUGAAGCGGAACGUGCUUAUCAUCAGAGAGUUCUUCAGAUACUUGAUCAGCUUGAAAGUGAGAUGAUAUCUGAACGACAACGGAUUGAAGCACCUCCUCCCCCAAGUGUGGAGAAUAGCAUGCCUCCUCCUCCCUCAUAUGAAGAAGUAAAUGGUGUAUAUGCUUCUCAAUCACAUAAUGGCUCAACAGACGGCAUGGGUUACUUCUUAGGCGAGGUUAUACAUUCAUAUCAAGCUGAAUCCAAUGUAGAGCUCACUUUGUCAGUUGGUGAUUAUGUCGUUGUUCGGAAGGUGACAAACAAUGGCUGGGCCGAAGGAGAAUGCAAAGGGAAAGCAGGUUGGUUCCCAUUCGGAUACAUUGAAAGAAGGGAGCGUGUUCUAGCGAGCAAAAUAGCUGAAGUUUUUUAGAGUUUCUGCUGGAUUGGCUUGUGAGCUGAAAGAUUUUGCAUGCUUGAUCUGCUCCUCAUAUGCUCAAAUGUGGAGCGAUAGAUGGUCACAAAUCGAAUGCCAUGCUUUUUGUGAUAUAUGGAUGGCAACAUUUCCUUGUGUUGUUAUUAAUAUAUGAAUGUAUUAUUUGUUGAUUUUUUUUUUUUUUUGUGCAAGGAUGUGAUAAAAGAUUUUGACCUAAAUUGUUGAUAUUGUGAAUGAUGAUUGAAGAAAGAAACGCCUUUCACCACCA
Messenger RNA from Ricinus communis (castor bean), 1802 nucleotides. Its product is annotated as SH3 domain-containing protein 2. The transcript is spliced from 10 exons. Gene Ontology annotation, molecular function: protein binding. Lineage: Eukaryota; Viridiplantae; Streptophyta; Magnoliopsida; Malpighiales; Euphorbiaceae. The coding region runs from base 416 to 1531 and encodes 371 amino acids. The record is from RefSeq and is a predicted model, not a curated record.